Messenger RNA from Menidia menidia (Atlantic silverside), 1998 nucleotides. Lineage: Eukaryota; Metazoa; Chordata; Actinopteri; Atheriniformes; Atherinopsidae. The record is from the annotation of a GenBank genome assembly.
AUGGCAGCGACACAAACGACGGCGGCAGCUUGCCCACUUUGUCGCCACUACAGGAGGAUGCUGAAGCUGUUCGGCGUGCUGGUUGUCCUGGGACUGGCCCUGGCGUACAUCACCUCCUGGGUGCUGGAUAGCUAUGACACGGCUUGGCACCCGAAGCGAAGCGUACGGGAGCCGGCUGCCGUCGGGGACGGACAUGGGUCCAGGGGAAGUUCCCCACCGUUUCCCGGCGACAAGCUGGACAACGUAUUCUGGUUUAUACAGGUGUCUGACAUUCACAUAAGUCGAUUUCGUGACCCGAAGCGGAUUCCAGAUUUCGAAAGGUUCUGCACCGACACCGUUGAAGUGAUCAAACCAGCUCUUGUGCUUGCAACAGGUGAUCUGACCGAUGCCAAAACAGAGAGCAAGGUGGGUUCUCUCCAGCACGAGGUGGAGUGGCAAGCCUACCACAACAUCCUGAAGAGGUCGCGUGUGAUGGAGCGCACCAGGUGGAUUGACAUCCGUGGAAAUCAUGAUGCUUUCAACAUUAUUUCAUUGGACAGUAUCAACAAUUAUUACAGUAAAUACUCAGCCAAUCAGAAAGUGGGGUCCUUCCACUAUGUACACAAAACUCCCUUUGGCAACUACUCCUUUGUCUGCGUGGAUGCCACUUUGACCCCGGGACCCAAAAGACCUUACAAUUUCUUUGGUAUCCUCAACCAGACUCAGAUGGACCUGCUGGACACGUUCAGAUCUGAGAGUCUGAAGAGCAACCAGUCCCUCUGGUUUGGCCACUACACCACCUCCACCAUCGUGUCCCCUUUUCCAGGAGUAAGGUCCAUGAUGAGAUCCGCGGUUGCGUAUCUGUGUGGCCACCUUCACACCCUGGGGGGCCUGAUGCCUGUCCUCCAUAGCCGACACCCCCAAGGCACCCUCGAGCUGGAGCUGGGCGACUGGAUGGACAACCGCAGGUACAGGGUCCUGGCCUUUGACCACGACCUGCUGAGUUUCUCGGACCUCCGGUUCGAGCAGUGGCCUGCAGUGCUCAUCACAAACCCUAAAGACGCGCAGUACCUGCACCCGGGGGUGGAGCCACUGGGCCGAAUGCGGAGAUCAACACACAUCAGGAUCCUGGCUUUCUCAGAGGCACCUAUCACUGCAGUGCAUGUUAGCAUAGACGGGGAGCCUCUAGGUAGAGGUCACUCUGCCGGGGGCCCACUCUAUGUUCUGCUCUGGGAUCCAUCUGUUUACCUUACGGGACUGCACACGAUCAGAGUGAAAGUGGAGGACCUGGCGGGGCGGUCGUCGGUCCAGGAGCAGCACUUCACUCUGGAGGGCGGCGUGACUCCCAGCUUCAGUUUCUCCCAGUCCUUCAUCCUCCUCACGGACCACUACGUCCUGGGUCGAGUCGCCUUCAUAUUUACCAUGUUGCUAAAUCUGAGUGUGCUCCUAGCCUUCAGGUACCUCAGUGUUCCUGCUGGCAGAGGACUGUCCUCCCAAGUGUUACUGUCCCUCCAUCUGGUCAGUAAAAUAGACACCUUCUACUACUCCCUGCUGCUGUUCAACAUGUGUACAGCCUUAGGUCCAUGGUUUGUAGGAGAGCUGAUCGACGGCCACAGUGGUGCCUGCUUCGCCUUUGGAGUGUUCAUCGACGGACACUUCCUGGAGGGCAGUCUCACUUAUGUUAUAGGAGUCAUUCAACUGCUUUUCUUCAACAUGCCCCUCACCUCAUACCUCUGUUGGAGCCUCCACCAUCGUUGCCAUGGCAGCACCUUCCGAUCUCACUUCCUGCGGCCGGGCCGGCGCUGGCGGACUCUGGCGGUUCACCUCUUCAUGCUGCUGCUGCUCACCUGGCAGGUCCACUCCUGCUACUUCCUUCUGGAGACCUACGGCCCCACGGCCUUUUUCCUGUCUCCAGUCCGCACGUGGGCACUAGGGCUCGGCCUGCUACUGGUCUACCGGGCCUGGACAGGCCCCGCCCCUUUGGUUCGUGACAGCAGCAAGGGCGCUUCUUCCUCUUGA